ACCUAGCUCUCACACUCAUUUGACGCAUUGUACGUAGAGGAUCUCUAACGAAGUUCUAUCGCUCGAGAAGAUGUCAGGACGCGGAAAGGGUGGUAAAGCCAAGGGGAAGGCGAAGUCUCGCUCCAAUCGGGCUGGGUUGCAAUUUCCUGUCGGACGUAUCCAUCGGCUUUUGCGAAAAGGCAAUUAUGCCGAACGCGUGGGUGCCGGUGCUCCGGUUUAUCUAGCAGCUGUAAUGGAAUAUCUUGCUGCUGAAGUAUUGGAAUUAGCGGGAAACGCUGCACGUGAUAACAAAAAGACCAGAAUCAUCCCCAGACAUCUCCAACUUGCCAUCCGCAAUGACGAGGAGUUGAAUAAACUCUUAUCCGGUGUUACCAUUGCUCAAGGCGGUGUAUUACCAAAUAUCCAAGCAGUUCUCUUGCCAAAAAAGACCGAGAAGAAAGCCUAACAAGCAAAAGUCAAACGGCCCUUUUCAG
Harpegnathos saltator (Jerdon's jumping ant) is the source of this 473-nucleotide messenger RNA. RefSeq names its product histone H2A. The coding region runs from base 71 to 445 and encodes 124 amino acids. Gene Ontology annotation, cellular component: nucleosome. Gene Ontology annotation, molecular function: structural constituent of chromatin; DNA binding; protein heterodimerization activity. The record is from RefSeq and is a predicted model, not a curated record. The transcript has a single exon. NCBI's taxonomy places the organism in Eukaryota, Metazoa, Arthropoda, Insecta, Hymenoptera, Formicidae.